This is a messenger RNA of Ostreobium quekettii, 1515 nucleotides long. Lineage: Eukaryota; Viridiplantae; Chlorophyta; Ulvophyceae; Bryopsidales; Ostreobiaceae. The record is from the annotation of a GenBank genome assembly.
AUGGCUGGGCCCAUGGCGACUUCGAGCCCGUGGCUGCCGGCCUGCGUUUGCCACGGGACGGCUGGGCGCCGGAGGGCCGCAGGGGGAAUCAGGAGAUGGGGAGGACUGCGGGAAGGAGCGCAGAGGCGGGCUGUCGCGACGGACGGGCCCCUGGAAUGGCAAGAGGCCAGCCAGGGCGGUGCACCCCACGUCUCGCUCGAGGACCUGCCCCUCCCCGAAGGGGACACUGGCGGGUGGCCAAUCAUAGGCCGUACGCGGGAAUUCGUGAAAGAUCAACACGCCUUCAUGGCCGAGCAUGUCAAGAAACAUGGACUCGUCAGCACGGCGAAGCUCUUUGGAACGACCGUUGCCAUCAUUGCAGGGCAUGACAAUCUUCAGAAGGUCAUGUCCAAGGACGCCGGACUGCUGAAUCAGUACUUCAUGAAGGACUUUCAACAGCUGUCUGGACCCAGCUCGUUUUGGCACAAGGACGGUGAUGAUCACAUGGCGCUGAGGAGACUGAUCGCGCCAGCAUUCUCGCGGGCCGCCAUAAGGGAACGGAUUCCCGACCUUGCAAGGACGGCGGAAUACUGGUGCAGCAAAUGGGCGAACAAAAGGAAUAUUCUGGGGUCAGAAGAGCUGAAACACUAUACUCUGGAUGUCACAAUGGGUGCUCUUCUUGGGAUGGCCUUCCCCCUGAAUGGAAAGUCGCUGGAGGACAUGUACAAUGAGUUGCAGAUCUAUUCCAAAGGCGUCUACACCUUUGGGAUCGACCUUCCAUUCACAAAGUUUGGAAAAGCCAUGGCUGCAAGGAGGGAGAUUGUGAAGAUGGUUGACGAGGGGAUUGAACGCUUUCACAGCAAUCCGGAGCUGACAGGAGGCCUGCGGAGACUAAUUGACGAGCAAGAUGAGGAGGGCAAGGGGUUGACUAUGCAAGAGCUGGAGGACAACCUUGUCACCAUAAUCUACGCUGGAUUCGACACCACAGCUCUGGCUCUAACGACGGCCCUCAUGAAAAUGGCACAACAGCCGGAGGUUUGGAAGAAGAUGAAACAGGAGCAGGAGGACAUCAUCGCCAAGCAUGGCCCCAAAAUAACGGAAGCGGCCAUCGAGGACAUGGAAUACACCACAGCGGUGUACCAGGAAGGCGUGCGUGUGUUGCCUUCACUCCCAGGUCUUUUCAGAAUCGCAAACAAGACCUUUGAGAUUGGAGGGUGCCGUAUUCCCAAGGGCUGGCUGGUUGUUCCACUACUCGGCACCACUGCUCAGCACUUUGACGACCGGUGGCCUGGCGAGGCGGACUAUUGCCCACACCGACACCUGACGAAAGCAGGACGUGAGCCCGUCCCAGACUUGGCCUUUGGCUUGGGGCCACACUCCUGCGUCGGACGUUCCCUGUCCCUGCUGGCUGGAAAAAUCUUGCUGGCCACCAUGGCCCGCGGUUACAGCUACACCAUUGCCAAUCCCUACCAGCCCAGAGUCUAUGCGCCAUUGCCCUGGCCGCAGGAUGGACUCGCUAUGAUAGUCGAAAGGUAA